AUGCCGCGAAAACGCACCAGGGACGAGAUGGAGGUCUCAGAACUUGAAGAGAAGAAACACGAACCGUCUCUUCUCCAGAGGAUACGGAAUAUGUGGGAGUUUGCCUCCGUCAUGCAGUUCAUCUUCUUCUUUGGCAAGGCCCUCAAAAUCGACGAAGACUUUGACAUCGAGGAUUUUGAGAGCGAGUGUCUAAAACCCGGUUACUCGGAAAAGUUGGAGGAAAUCGGCCUCAGCCUGCUCAAAUGGAUCUCAUCUCAUAGGGGUUUAAAUUACGACAUCUGGGAUGAAUACACUCGCCGACAGUACCUGGCCAAAGCUCCUCAACUGAAUCCCUAUGGUGAUGCGGAAGAGCCCAAGCGCUUUCGAGACUUUGAUAUCUGCACAAAGAUUAGAGUUCUGCACCAGCUCACAAUAUGGACGUUCUGGAAUCCUGACCGGUUACGAGAAAAGAUGACGGAACAUCCGCGCGAGAUUGAUCAGAUUGAAUGGCGCAUUGAAGAGUUUGGCUAUGACCGCCAUGACCGCCAAUACUACCUCCUUGACGACAACCGCUUCUAUCGAAGAACUGAACCUCCAUUGCCACAAGCCCCAAAGGCCAAACCCAAGUCAAACUCCAAGAAAGCCAUCGCUGCCAGAAGACGCGAGAGCAAGCGGAGAAAGCUAGAGGCCGAAUCCGCCGCCGCCGCCGCAAGUGAUUCUGAGGAGAACGAGGGAACAGAAAUUGCCGAAGAGGAGAACAAGCUGGACUCUUGGGAGAUCGACACCUUCGGUGGUUUCAAGUGGGAGUGCCUCUGCAUCACCCUCGCCGAUUACCAGGAACUUUGCGAAUCGUUAAAGAAAUCGAAAGAUCCUAACGAAAAAGCUCUGCGGGAACGCUUGAUGGAGGAAGUCAUCCCUGUCAUUGAAGCCGCCGAAGAGAGACAACGUCGUAAAAUAGAGCGUCGUGAGAGGGAACUGAUGUUGAUGGAGAGGAUGGUUGGCGCUAAGCGGUCGAGUCGGUUAGCGGACAAGCAUGAACGGGAAAAGAAGGAGGCCGAACAAGCUGAGGCCGAAAAGAAGAGACAAGCUGACCUGGCCGCCGCCCGUCGUGAGCAGGAAAGACAAGAGAAGAUGGAGCACGAAAGACAAUACCGCAUGAUGACCCGAGAGCAACGAAUCAAGGAUCGCGAGCUCAAGCGACUGCUCAAAGAAGAGGAACUCGCCCGGGAUGAGCUCGAACAGAAGCGUAUCGAGGAAGGCGAAGCGAGAGGGUCCGACCGAGCCCUCAAGCAACGAAUGGAGCGCAAUAAGAAGGAGCUAGAGGAACUCGAUGCUGACGAGGACUGGACCUUUGACUGCUCUGGCUGCGGAAAAUACGGCAAGAAUUUCGACGACGGAUCUCACAGUAUUUCGUGCGAGAGAUGUAACGUCUGGCAACAUAGCAAAUGCCUGGGCAUCUCCAAAUCCGCCGCGGAAAAGAAGGACUUCCACUUCGUCUGUAAAGAUUGCAGACGGAAAGAAGAAGAUGCGAAGAAACCCAAGAUUUCCCUCAAGUUUCGCGUGGGCACAUCAUCGUCGCCAAUCCCACCAAGCCCUGUUCGUCCUGCGUCCAAGCCCGUCGCGGUUGAGACCUCUCCGCAGUCUGCUGCUCGGUCGCCUGGUCAAGGUGCAAUCCCAAGUGGUCUUCAAUAUGCACCAUCCAACCACUCCGCCAGUCCCUCCCGGCCUCUUAAAGUUGUGCAGAUGAAUGGCGUACAUCCUCAGCAGCGUCUUGGCCCAAUGCAGCCAGUGUCUGGUCCUGCCCAACCCGGGCCCUCGUCAACGAGCCCUCGGCAACAACAGAACUACACCAAUCGUCCCAUACAGCCUUAUCCCCCGGGAAUGAGCCAUGGUCCGGCUAGAGGAUCACCACCGCAGGAUCAAGGGGACUAUCCAUUCAUUUACAACAACAUUCAACAUCCAUACCAGAACUCGCCAGGACAAAGACCAUUAGCGCCUUCGCCCAUUCCCAAACACCCGCUGCAGAACUCCAACACACAAACCAUGUCGAAUACCGGUCGCCUCCCUUCUCCCGUGGUCAAUCGCCCCACGAUCUCGCCCACUCAGGGAAACAUGGACGUUGGCCCUGUGGCGGGCAUUCCUCAGAAGUCAUCCCAAUUCCAUCAACAACUCACGAAUGGCGUCUAUAGCCCUGCUAAUGGUGGGCCCGCACAUUUACAGGAUACUCCUCGUCCGGCUUCCCGUCAUUCCCAGCCUGCCCAGACACCCGUUUCCCGAGCUCCAACUUACCCACUCUCAGGCCUUUCGCCCAAAAAGCAACAAACCCCUGGUCCAGUGCCACCGCUCACAGCCCGCAGUCCUCAGAACUCAAAUCCCGCCUCUUCUCCGUCCACAUCCGCGUCGUUCCACCCAACAUUGUCUCCGGCCGGUCAUAGCGGGACUCAGCUUCUCUCUCCUGCUCCGCCAACUGGAGAAAAGCGGAUGGUGAGCGGGACGCCCAUUCUUCCGCCUGUUGAGAAUCUUCGCCCCAGCCCAGAGCAGUUGAGGAAUAUGAGUUUUACAGAACCGGUGCCGACACCGAGUAAGCAGGCCCAGCCUCAGAGCCACGCGCAAGCACAGUACCGCGGCCCCGGCCAGCUACCAGGCCCGCCUCAAAAUGGGCUUCAAGACCUCGAGAGCAGCGGAGUUGCUGGCCCUCCAGGCUCGAUCAGGAACGUGAACGGACAUAUGGAUCCCAAUCCCAAUCCCAAUCCCAAUUCUUUACCCACGCAAGAGCAGCGGAUAGACAACGCUCCUGCAGUCACGAGAAACGUCGAGAUGCAGGAUGUGAAGUGA
Fonsecaea erecta is the source of this 2814-nucleotide messenger RNA. RefSeq lists its product as hypothetical. Bases 1 to 2814 code for a protein of 937 amino acids. Gene Ontology annotation, cellular component: RSF complex. Gene Ontology annotation, biological process: regulation of DNA-templated transcription. NCBI's taxonomy places the organism in Eukaryota, Fungi, Ascomycota, Eurotiomycetes, Chaetothyriales, Herpotrichiellaceae. The transcript has 5 exons. The record is from RefSeq and is a predicted model, not a curated record.